Knipowitschia caucasica is the source of this 852-nucleotide messenger RNA. The record is from the annotation of a GenBank genome assembly. NCBI's taxonomy places the organism in Eukaryota, Metazoa, Chordata, Actinopteri, Gobiiformes, Gobiidae.
AUGGUUGUGGUGAACCGUGAAGCCACUUCUGGUCUUUCAGAGGUUUCCUUCGAAGAUGAGACGUUUGACUCUUCACCUUCUCCUGCUCCUCGCGGCGGCACGAAGCAAAGGUACAGUUUAUUCUCCUGCUCCUCGCGGCGGCACGAAGCAAAGGUACAGUUUAUUCUCCUGCUCCUCGCGGCGGCACGAAGCAAAGGGGCCUCCAGCAGUGAGUCUCCUGCUCCUAACGUCUCCACAGCCACGAUGGGAGAAAACACAGCCACAGUGACCCCUGAACUCAACACGACCGGUCACCAUGGAAACAGUAAUGACUCCAGCGUUGGACAAGAGACGGAUGUGUGGUCCAUGUUGCUGUCACAUGUGAAGGAGGUUCGGGUCCUUGUGGCGUUCGGACUCGGAGUUGUUCUGACUGUAGUCGUCUGGGCCCUGAUCAAACUCUGCUGCAGAUGCAGGGGUUCUCUACAUGUGUCUGAAACUCUGGAGCUGGUGAGCACUGAAACUGUAAAAGAAACUGGACAGAAGGACCAGGCCUCCCAGACUCCUGCAGGAGCAGAGGAGGAGCAAGGGGCAAAGGAGGUGGAAUACUCAGACAUAGACUUCUCUGCUCUGAGGAAGAAGGACCUCCCCCAGGAGGCCCUCACCCAGGAGGCCACAGAGACUGAGUAUGCAGAAAUAACACCAGGAAGGAUCCAGGAGGAGGCCCAGGAGGAGGAGGCCCAGGGAGAGGAGGCCCAGGAGGAGGAGGCCCAGGGAGAGGAGGCCCAGGAGGAGGAGGCCCAGGGAGAGGAGGCCCAGGGGGAGGAGAAAAUGGAGGAUGCAGAGUGUCUAGCAGAGGACUGUGGUGAGAUUUAG